UUCCCCGGCCGCCGCGACUGCGCAGGCCUGGCCGGCUGGCUCGAAGCUAAGCUGGGCGGGGCGAGGGCGCCUGUGGACGGCAGCUCGGAGCGCAAGGCUGGAGUUAGACGGAGCUGCGCGGCCGCCGUAGUCUCAAACUGCUGUGCGCCGGAAGCCCGGCUGCCCCGUUUCCUGGUUCUUGCGCAUCCUUCGUUCCCCCGCUACCCCUACCCUGGCUUCGCGCCUGCAGCUGCCGCAGUCUUUUUAGAUUAAUCGGUCCCAUCUCCCGUCCUCCUAAUUCGGCCCUGGCCUUACUUGUAUCUCAACAGAGGACCGCGGACUUCAUUUCCGCUACCACCCCUACUUCCGGAAUCUACGGAAGCAGCCUGUUGCCACGGCGACUGUGUACACAGCCCGGCAGCAGAGCUUGCCGGGUUUCUUCUGUAGCUGCUAAUGCAGUGGUCGGGCUGCGGAAGGGCUCCAGCCUCCGGAGCGCUAGAAUGGGUACUAGGAAAAAAGUUCAUGCGUUUGUCCGUGUCAAACCUACUGAUGACUUUGCUCAUGAAAUGAUCAAAUAUGGAGAUGACAACAAAACCAUUAAUAUUCACUUAAAAAAAGAUACUCGGAGAGGAGUUGUCAAUAACCAGCAGACAGACUGGUCAUUCAAGCUGGAUGGAGUUCUCCAUGAUGCCUCCCAGGACUUGGUUUAUGAGACAGUCGCAAAGGAUGUGGUUUCUCAAGCCCUCAAUGGCUAUAAUGGCACCAUCAUGUGUUAUGGGCAGACGGGAGCUGGCAAGACAUACACCAUGACGGGGGCCACUGAGAAUUACAAGCACCGGGGGAUCCUCCCUCGUGCCCUACAACAGGUUUUUAAGAUGAUCGAAGAACGCCCCACACAGGCCAUCACUGUGCGUGUUUCCUACCUGGAAAUCUAUAAUGAGAGCCUGUUUGAUCUCCUGUCCACUCUGCCUUACGUUGGACCCUCGGUCACACCUAUGACCAUUGUGGAAAGUCCUCAGGGGGUCUUCAUUAAGGGCUUGUCAGUGCACCUCACAAGUCAGGAGGAGGAUGCGUUCAGCCUCCUUUUUGAGGGAGAGACCAACAGGAUUAUAGCCUCCCACACAAUGAACAAGAACUCAUCUAGGUCACACUGCAUUUUCACAAUCUACGUGGAGGCCCAUUCGCGGACCUUAUCAGACGCAAAGUACAUCACUUCCAAAAUUAACUUGGUGGAUCUAGCAGGCUCGGAGAGGCUGGGGAAGUCUAGGUCUGAGGGCCGAGUCCUGAAGGAAGCCACCUACAUCAACAAGUCGCUGUCAUUCCUGGAGCAGGCCAUCAUUGCCCUCGGGGACCAGAAGCGAGACCACAUCCCCUUCCGGCAGUGCAAGCUCACCCACGCCCUGAAGGAUUCCUUGGGGGGAAAUUGCAAUAUGAUCCUUGUGACAAACAUCUACGGAGAAGCCUCCCAGUUAGAAGAGACGCUGUCUUCACUGCGGUUUGCCAGCAGGAUGAAGCUGGUCACCACUGAGCCUGCCAUCAACGAAAAGUAUGACGCUGAGCGAAUGGUCAAGAACCUGGAGAAGGAGCUGGCACUGCUCAAGCAGGAACUAGCCAUCCAUGACAGCCUGGCCAACCGUACCCUUGUUAACUAUGACCCCAUGGAUGAAAUUCAAAUUGCCGAGAUCAACUCCCAGGUGCGGAGGUACCUGGAGGGAACGCUGGACGAGAUUGAUAUAAUCAACCUCAGACAGAUCCAGGAGGUGUUCAACCAGUUCCGGGUGGUUCUGAGCCAACAGGAACAGGAAGUGGAAUCCACUUUGCGCAGGAAGUACACCCUCAUAGACAAGAAUGACUUUGAAGCCAUCUCUGCUGUCCAGAAGGCAGGGCUCGUGGAUGAUGACGGCCACCUAGUGGGCGAGCCUGACGGACAAGGCUUCGGACUCGGAGUCGCCCCUUUCUCGACCAGACCCGGGAAGAAAUCCAAGUCCAAGAAGAUGUUCAAAGAGCAGCUCAGCUCCUUGGCAAGAAAGGAGGGUGCCAGCAGCCCUGUAAGUGGCAAGGAGUUGGAUGCUUCCACCUCCAAGACCCAGUUGACCCCAUCCUCCAAGGAUGGAGAUGUCAAAGACAUGCUUCUGCAGGACCGGGAGACCUCCAGUAUUGAGCCCCUUGCCUCGGAAUCCCCAAAGGAGGAAUUACGCCCACCCAGGCCCAGCACCCCACCCGCCAAGCCUGUGGCCUUUGAGGACUUUAAGAACGAACGGGGUAGUGAGAUCAACCGCAUCUUCAAAGAAAACAAAUCCAUUUUGAACGAGCGGAGGAAAAGGGCCAGCGAGACCACACAGCGCAUCAAUGCCAUCAAGCGGGAGAUCGACAUGACCAAGGAGGCACUAAAUUUCCACAAGUCACUACGAGAGAAGCAAGGCGAGUAUGAGAACAAGGGGCUGAUGAUCAUUGAUGAGGAGGAAUUCCUGCUGAUCUUGAAGCUUAAAGACCUCAAGAAGCAGUACCGGACAGAGUAUCAGGACCUACAGGACCUCAGGGCUGAGAUCCAGUACUGCCAGCGCCUGGUGGAUCAGUGUCGACAUCGCCUGCUCAUGGAAUUUGACAUCUGGUACAAUGAGUCCUUCUUUGUCCCUGAGGACCUGCAGGCGGCACUGAAGCCAGGUGGCAGCAUCCGGCCAGGCAUGAUGCCUCUCAGCAGGAUUGUGUCUCUGGGAGAAGAUGACCAGGACAGGUUCAGCCGGCUGCAGCAGACGAUGCUGCCAGAGGGCCCUGAUUCUGUCUCCUUCUACAAUGCCAAAGUCAAGACAGAACAGAAGCACAAUUAUUUGAAAACCAUGAUGGGCCUCCAGCAGACACAUAGAAAAUAGGGACUCACUGACAGUGCGUUGAAGGACGAAACCCCCAGCUACUCCUGCCUAUUCUAGAGGCACUGCCAGAGCACCUGCCCAGACUCCAAUCCCUCUGCUCCAAGGCUGGGCGCAGCCCAGAGAACACACAAUGGCCUACCUGCCAGGAGGAACAGCCUUCAAAGGACACCUUCGAAUAUCUUCACAGAACACUUUUGGUUUCGAUUCACUGUCUUAUAUGCAGGGACAGGAUAAAAUAACUUUCUA
Messenger RNA from Lagenorhynchus albirostris (white-beaked dolphin), 3095 nucleotides. RefSeq names its product kinesin family member 9 (gene KIF9). The transcript has 21 exons. Bases 480 to 2849 code for a protein of 789 amino acids. Lineage: Eukaryota; Metazoa; Chordata; Mammalia; Artiodactyla; Delphinidae. Gene Ontology annotation, biological process: microtubule-based movement. Gene Ontology annotation, molecular function: ATP binding; microtubule binding; microtubule motor activity. The record is from RefSeq and is a predicted model, not a curated record.